AAGAAAUCAUCAUCGUCACUGUCUCCAUUCUCAUUAGGCUCUAAAAAGAAAAAGGAUGGAAAGUCGUCGACCGCCUCUCUGACCUCAUCGACAUCGUCACUCAAGGCAGGAAUGGAGAACAGCAUGUCCCUCACUUCAGUGUCAGAGAUUACAAACUCCCUGUCCAAUACACACACGCACACCGACAACGCCUCCACCAAUGAUGAGGUCAGCGAGACUGGCGAUGACUAUGACCCCUUCCUUUCGAUCCUUGAGGAGCCGAUCGAACAGGGCGGCAUUGAGAAGGAAACCACUGAGGAGCUACAAGAGAUGUUAUCCGUAUUGAAGGGCGUACAGAAUGAAUGCAACGUGCUACUGCUGGGCCGCACAGGCGUCGGCAAAUCAUCAACACUCAACACAGUUUUUGGCAUUGACAUACCGGUGCACUCAUCGGAAUCGUGUACACAGGACCCAUUCACCUACAGUCGCAAUGUAAAUGGCUUCAAGCUCAACAUCAUUGACACGCCAGGCUUCCUGGACUCUCAUGGCGAAAGUGUCGAUGCAGACAACAUGGUAAAGAUCCAAAAGUACCUGUCUGGCAAGACCAUUCACUGUGUUCUCUUUGUGGAGAAGUUCACAGAGACACGCUUUGACGGUGCUCACCAGCUGGUCAUCAAUCAGUUCACAGAGAAGUUGGGUCCACAGUUGUGGCGAAACGCCGCCGUUGUACUGACCUACGCCAACUCAGUGCUACCCGACUCGUGCUACGAUGGCUAUGACGAGAGUGAUGAGGUUGGACCAUGGCGCAAGCACUAUGACACGAGAAGCAUGCAAUUCAAACGCUUCUUUGGAGACAUCUUUGCCAAGAUGCCCCAGGAUGACAACCCGCCUAGAAAUAUACCAGUGUUUGCCAUGGAGAACUCACGUCGCUGUCUUCGAAACGAGUUGGGUCAGCGAAUACUUAUUGAUGGCACGCCAUGUCUACAUGUGUUAAUCACCGGUCUGCUCAAGAUGGUCGAUCCCAAGACAGCCUUUUUGUUCAUGGGACAUCUGCGUGCAAAGGACAAGCCGGGCAGGACCCACAAGGGCGAUCAGCAGGACCGAGAGGCAUCCAUCUUGGACAACCUGGGCGAGAUACUCAAGUUGUUUAUCGUGCCACCUUUCGAUCAGCUUGGCAAAGGACAGAUAGCGCAGAUCCUAGAAGGGUGGGGCAAAAAGUUGGACAAAUAUGGCAAUCUUCCAAACCUACUCAAAAUAUGA
Molecule: messenger RNA, 1239 nt
Organism: Acytostelium subglobosum LB1
Lineage: Eukaryota; Evosea; Eumycetozoa; Acytosteliales; Acytosteliaceae
Exons: 1
Molecular function (GO): GTP binding
Source: RefSeq, a predicted model, not a curated record